This is a messenger RNA of Penaeus indicus, 967 nucleotides long. RefSeq lists its product as uncharacterized. The transcript is spliced from 3 exons. The record is from RefSeq and is a predicted model, not a curated record. NCBI's taxonomy places the organism in Eukaryota, Metazoa, Arthropoda, Malacostraca, Decapoda, Penaeidae. Bases 74 to 871 code for a protein of 265 amino acids.
AAGGGUACCAGUUCUCUCCUCGACUUGGUCAAGGCAAAGGCUGUUGGAUCCUCCGCUUUGCAGAACCGCCAUCAUGAAGUUUGUGGUGCUACUGGCGCUGGUGGGCCUCGCGAGCUGUAGCCGUAACAGUGGCGGACAUUUCGGCAAGGACGUGAAGAUCCAGUACACCUUCGAGGAUCACGACGGCGAUGAGGUGAAGGUGGAGGAGGAGCACGAUCGCCUGCAAGAGGUCCGCGCGCCGGACUUCAGGGCCGCCGCGCGCGCCGAGGCAAAAACCCCCAAGAGGAAGGUCGCCUUCGUGGACAGCAUUGACGACGAGGACGUCCGCUUCGUCCCUGCAAGCGUCCCCGUUUCCAGGCCAAGGAGCCGCCUCGUCGGAGCCGCCCCCGCCCCCCUCCCGAAACCCAGGGUGCAGACCCAGUACGUCGAGGUGGAGGCCGUCCCCGCCCUCGCCGUCGGCCCUCGGGUGGAGGAACGCCUCGUCGAGGUGGAGGCAGCUCCCCUCCGCCCACUGCGACCCCAGGCGGAGGCGAGAUUCGUGGAGGUCGAGGCGGUGCCCCUCCCCCUCCUGCGUCCUCGGGCGGAAACCCGCUUCGUAGCGGUCGACGCCGUCCCCGCCCCUGCGCCGCGUCCCCAGGUCGAGGCCCGCCUCGUCGAGGUCGAAGCCCCUACGUUCAGGUCUCGCAAGGUCGACCUCGACGACGACGACUUCGGCGCACUGCUGAUCGGGGCUGCCCAGCCCGUCGCGGCCUCUGGCCCGCCGCCCGCCAGGCCGCAGCCCCUGGCCGCCGCGCGCUACUCAUCGCCUGCUUUCGACCGCGUCUCCGCCCGCCUCGCCCACAGGGUCUCCGACAGCAGCGACGAAAACUAAGCGGGCGACGAGGGUGACCUGAGGGUACUUUGGGCUUUAAGGGAUGUCUAUUUGAAUAAAGUUCUUUAUAUAUAAAACUUUUCAAUUCUCAUCUAU